Physcomitrium patens is the source of this 2820-nucleotide messenger RNA. The record is from RefSeq and is a predicted model, not a curated record. Lineage: Eukaryota; Viridiplantae; Streptophyta; Bryopsida; Funariales; Funariaceae.
UCGCGCGCUAGUUUCAGAUCACAAUAUUCCAUGUGGCUCUUGUCUUGUUCUACACUGUGUAGUCCCUUUUAUGUGCUACGCCUUGACUGUGUGAUGGCUCCUCUUGGGUUGGUUAAGAGAAGAACCAGAUGUUGGCGAGAAGUGUUGCAAGUUCGGUCCACGGUCAGGCGUGUAACGCCGCUAGCAUCUAACUUGGUCUUGCGUAGAAGUUGGUCCUGUUCUUGGUUCGUCUCGGGAGUUUGGUUUGUGGUUUAACUUAGGCAUGAAGUAGUUCAUGAUUUUAGAGGUUGUAGGUGUCGAACAAUGCUCAGUGCAUUCUCCUUCCUACUUGAGCGUUAAGUAACGAGUUGUGACGCGUGAGUUGUCUCACACGCGAACUUCUUGAAAACUCCUUGGUGUACAGCCUUGGGAAGACGUGAGAUCACAGACACGCCACACAAAGAUGAUAAUUUUAACCCUCGAAGAUUAGAAACGUGAAGCGCGAAAACACGCACAUGCUGCCUUUCCCUUCUAGUUGCAUGGCAUAGUGUCUCGCAAGUGCCUCGGGGAGUUUUCUCCUCGUGUCCGCGGAGUUACAGUUUAACAUGUUUUUUCUUUCGGUCAGGUGCAUAUAUACACCCUAGGUUAUAUGUUCUGCGACUAGAUUGCCAUGCGUCAUUUGUUAUCUUGAUUGGUGCUGUGAGUCCUGUUCUGGGUCUUUUUGUCGACCCUCUGUAGACGUGAACAGCUAAGUGUAUUGAAUUUGGAAUAUAGACUGUCAACUAGAGGACUCAGAGUUUGCGCGGAAAGUUCAUGUUUAACUACAGUGACUCUUCUGACCAGUUGCUUGUGGGGUAAGGAUGUGUUGUGUGUACAUGUCUCACCUUGUCUCGAUUGAUCGUGGGUUUUGUGGAGCACUUUGUGCGCAGGCUUGUGGAGAAGAUAAUAGUUAUAUGUGAUGAUGUCUGCGGAAAGCAAGUUUGGGGAAUGGUGUGGGGAAUUGCAGGCCAAUUCGAGGCAGCUUCUUUUGUCUCCUUGGCUUUGUGUGUGGGGAAGAUGUCGGUUGACGCCCUUUUUCAAGGGCGGAACAGAGUAUGUCUUUGGUGUGCUUCCCAUUCAAGGAAGAAGAUGUCGCAGUGGUGGUUGGUAAUAUAGAGUGCGCAGCAUCGCAUCCCCGGGUUGCAGCCAUUUUGUGUGUGGGCUACUCGCAAGGAGAGACGUGGCACGCCAUUGAAGCUGCUAAGCCACGCAUUGAGAGAGCUACAGGAAAGGAAAUUUUUCUGGUGCUGCAGCGACGGAUUGGUGUGAGCCUUCGUGGAGGCAAAGGUGAUGGCAUGAACACGGCACUAGCUUUCUUUCUGGAGAAGGACGUGUAUCCGCGUCUGCACUUCUACGACGCUGAUAUUGUCUCGUUCUCCGGAGAGUGGAUUUCCAAAGCAGAGAAGCAGGCGGAUCUCGACUACGAUAUCGUCCGUCAUUACUUCCCGAGAUCCAGCACGGAUGCCAUGAUCACAUGGCUUGUGACGAAGCUGGGGUUUGCUAUGCUGUGGCCCAACUCGACUUUGCCUUUCAUUGAGCAACCCCUCGGUGGAGAACUCCUGCUAACGAAAAAGGCGGCUGAAGUGCUCUACGGAGACCACCGUGUUCGAUCUCAAAGUGACUGGGGGAUAGAUACUCUUUACACUUUUGUCACCGCACAAGCAGGUCUACGUCUCGCUGAGGUUUACAUCUCUGAAGGGAAGGUCCAUGCGCUAUAUGGUGGUCUUCGAGAUCUCCGGACUAUGCUCGUGGAAUGUUUCUCAGCGGUGCAGUCGCUACGUAAGGAAAUUCUUCCCAGUGAAGAUGGAGCAGUUCACUGCAUUGAACCAGCUAAGGCCGUCCCGGACUUGAUCAAACAAAAAGUCGGGUACGACAUAGAAAAGACAUUGAAGCUGUUGAAGAGCAAUUGGACACCUCGACAGCAGGAGCUUCUGCACCAGCAUUUUGACUCUGCCCUUGUGAAGGGAUUGUUGAACUCUGCCGAGUGGCCGUGCUGGAGUUUCGCAGAUGAAGAUGCCUGGACAAGCGCAUAUCUAAAAUUCCUCGACCACUUCGAGAAGGGAGAUAGUGAUUGGGAGGAGCUUCUGUUUAAGGUUUGGGUGGCCCGGGUACUGAACCACACUUUCAAGAAUGUAAUGCGUGGGUACGACAGUGCCCUAGGUGCUUUGCGUGACUUGGUGUGGGACACUCGCCACCAGUUUGCUGUUAAGCUUAAAGCCAAUUCCGUCCCCAACCACGCCAUCGUGUCGGGCCACUCAGCUGCAGAGGGGCUGGUCACCCGAGCUCAAUCCGGCCGCAAGAAACCCAAAUUCGAGGUUGAAAAUCUGUGUACAGUGCAACAGUAACUCAUGAGAAACGCAUCUCGUGGCGACCAUUUCCUUUCGUCUCACAAUAUGAAGCCGGACGUCAAGUUCACGCAUCCUGCACAACCACAAGAAUGGUGUUCCGUAACGAAGGAGUAUUGCUUAGAGUAAUUGAGGAAGAGUGGCAAUGUGAACGACGGGCUUUGAAAUGAUAAAUGAGAAUCAGGCUGGAGAAGAUGUGAUGUACUAUACCUAAGGUGAAUCUGUUGAUGCUUGUGGUCCACAGAUAGUCACAUACAGUACUUGUAAGUAGCAGAUUUUUGAUGUGUAUUCAACCACUAGAACGAGGUGGAUUGAUUGAAACCACGUGAAGUCUGCCAAUGUCAGUUCCUUUCCAAUGUGGGAUAGAUCGAGGUUCGGUUCUAGCUUACCUAUAUCUCUGUCUACAUUACUACAUAAUAGCCAUUACUUCAGCUUCUACAUUACAUUUUUGGUUCAA